Cetraspora pellucida is the source of this 230-nucleotide messenger RNA. The record is from the annotation of a GenBank genome assembly. Lineage: Eukaryota; Fungi; Glomeromycota; Glomeromycetes; Diversisporales; Gigasporaceae.
AUGAAACCAAAAGAUCUUUUAAUUUUCAAAUUGUAGAAUCAAGUGAAGAUAUAAUGGAUCUUAAAAGUGAGGCAGCUAACAAACUAGAUAUGGUACUUGAGAAUGCUAAUACGAUAGAGAAUGACUACAAAGAGGAAGUUGAUGAAAUGUAUAAAGGAAAGAUGAACUAUGAAGCUGAUGAGAAGUUAAUGAAAUGUAUAGAGGAGAUAUUAAAGAGGCAGACCAGAUAG